CCUUGGAAUGUUUUGUCUUAGUUCACUUUUUAACCUCAAAAUAUCCUUAAAUCACUCUUGGAUUGAAAUGUAUUCUUUCAAACAUUAUUAGAACUUGUAUGUAACGUUGGCCUGCUUGCUUGCUGGGAUGGUUUUACAAAGCAGAACUUAUCUGCUUUUACUAACUCAGUAACGACUCCUGUGUGUGUGUUUGUCGGCACCGUGGAACUUUUAAGUGUGAGUUAGUCUUUGCACUGUGCAAACCUGGAAUAUAUGUGGAAAGCUUGAACACUUGGGUCUGCGUUUUGUUUGCCUUGUGUGCUGAACUAACCGCUGAAUGUUUGCUGUUUGUGUCUCUGCAUGGUUGUGGUGUUGCAUGGCGGCGGCUCGCUGCAGGGGCCGUACCUGGUGCACGGCGAGCAGAAGCGUGACGGGCCUCUGACGGAGUGCGGCGGUAGCGGCACGCUGCACGACUACCAGACCGACCUGGAGGGGAAACGUCAGCAGCAGCAGCACCACCAGCAGCAGGCGUACCUGCGCUCCUCUCGCGGCCAGCUGCGAGGAGGCAGCGGCCGAGGCCUUUCCCGGCAGGACACCUUCGACUCCGAGACCCAGGGCAGCCGGGACUCGGCCUACACCGAGGCCGGCGACUCCUGCAUGGACAUAGAGACCGACCCGUACGAAGAGCCGGAGCCCUACCGAGGCGGCGGAGGGAGCCGCCUCCACCUGGCGCAGCAUCACGGCAGGCAGGCCUCCUGGGAAGACGAAGGCGCAGAGCCGGACCAGGAGAACCUGAACCACCCUCCGAUGCCGAGCCAGACGCAGCCGCACGGACGCGCCAAGCUGAGGGAGCGCUACUGCCAGGACCCUGUGGAGACGGGGGCCAACAUGAGCCGCAACAAGAACCAGGACGACUGGGGGAGGGACGUCUACAUCCGCUGAACCCUCAUCACGGAAGCAGACUGAGGACAGACGGGGAGGUUUGGGGCCACGCCGGUCAGGCUAACAAAAAAUCUGUUUACAUCCCAGUACAAUGUAAAGAAAUCCAUCAACUGCCAGAUGCCAUCUUCUUGCAAUUCAAUUUAUUUAUGUUUAAAAAAAAAAAAAAAUACUAUUGGUCUGUUUCUUUUUUUUGUUUCCUAUGUUAAUACUGCAUGAAUAUCAUGGAUUUCUAUACUGACAGCACGGGGACAGUAAUUGUGAAUCUGUACGACUCGAUCUCUCCUUCAGUUGUAGAGUGUGAAGGCUGGUAGAAACUGUCGUGUCCGUCCUCUGCAGUCUUAAACAGGGUCUAACGUCGCCGUCCCCAUGUGUGAACAGUGUCAGGGUUUCUCUUAAUCAGUGCUUUUGACUUUCAGGGUUUCCUCCCAGAACUGAGAUCCAGAAGUCUCUCACCUCCACUCUCUUAUCACCCGGACCUUAAAAAAAAAAAAAGAAAGAAAAAAAAAAACAAGCUGGUGGAGGAGAAGUCGCCAUAUUUUAACAAAAUUUAUCAAUGUUGCUACACUCGCUGUUGGCAAAGAAUACACUCCAAAGAUGUUUACUUCUUCCCUGAACCUGGCUCAUGUCCGAACCCCAUUUCCUUCUUCUUCUUCUUCACGGGUGCUGAGUUCACCUGCAGUAUUCACCUGUCGUCUGGUUAUUUGAGUUUUCGUGUGAAUGAAGCGUCCUGCCUUAGUCACCCCUUAUUUCAAGAAAACUCCAAUCACAAGUGCCGGAAUGUCUCGCCAAGCCAUGUCCACCAACUGCCACGGUGGGAUGUCUUAACUCUUGUUACACUCGUUUUCAUACCAUUUCUUUGUGUCUUUGUGAGUCCCAGCGCGCCGCUCAUCUCGUUUUCUUUGCUUCGUCGUCUGUUUUUGUUUUUUUCUUUUUUCUUUCUUUUGUUCAGGGCUGGUGAUUAAAAAUAAAAGUACUCGUGUGUGUGGUUGAUCACUCCCAGAUUCCACCCCAAACAGCUAGCUUGUCUGAUAUUAGAUACCACUCUCUUCUUUCUCUUGAUUUCUGACUGAAUUAGUGUUGUUUUAUUUUUCCUGUGAACAUUUGCAAUCUUCUUUUUUUUUUUUUUAAAUUUUAAAUCUUCAGUUCUUUGUGAGGUAGUGAGAGAGGAGUAUCAAAGCGGGGAGGGGGGAUAUAGGAUCAGCUCUUUGGUCUUUACUCUGGUUAUCUAUAAUGGAGAAUCCAUGAAUGUCUUUGGUGGGCCGCUGCGGCUUUCCACCCUGUCUUCAGCUGAAUAAAUAAAUAUUAAAUAAUGAUCAGUAAAUAAUGUUAUUGUUGCGUUAUCGCAAUUGUUAAAAAAAAAA
This is a messenger RNA of Stegastes partitus (bicolor damselfish), 2282 nucleotides long. Its product is annotated as voltage-dependent L-type calcium channel subunit beta-1-like. The coding region runs from base 340 to 921 and encodes 193 amino acids. The record is from RefSeq and is a predicted model, not a curated record. The transcript has a single exon. Lineage: Eukaryota; Metazoa; Chordata; Actinopteri; Pomacentridae.